AUGGUGGGAGAUCAAAUACGUAUCAGUACCCCGUCCAAUAUCGCAGACGCGUCACCCAGCAACACCGCUCCUGUCCAGUCAAGCGCAACAACCGCUGCCCCAGAACCCACCAACGCCGCCAACGGAACCAACACGUACUGCGGGAAAUACUACAUCGUAGCCACAGGCGAUUACUGUGCGUUGGUCAGUUCUCAGAACGGCAUCGUCCUGAGCGACUUCUACUUCCUCAACCCGGAGAUCGAUGCGAACUGCACCAACCUCGAGCUGGGCAAGGCCUACUGCGUCGCCCCGGUAGGCACCAUCUCGACCUACUCCGGAUACGGCGCCAGCUCCGAGGAGAUGGAAGCCGAGAUCAACUCCUGCUCGGCCGUCGCCUCCUUCUACGAGGUCAACCUGAGCGACCUGCUGGAGUGGAACCCGAGCCUCGACAACUCUUCCUCCUGCAAGCUCGAGCAGGGAUACAGAUACUGUGUGCAGCUUCAUGGACCCACGCCCACCAUCACCAGCGGUGUCACCCAAACCGGCAUCACCAGCACCUGCAACGCCUACGUCCUCUACACCUCCUCCGACGAACAGGGCUACUGCGCCGACAUCGCCUCGACCGCCGGCAUCUCGCUGUCCGACUUUCUCGCCUGGAACCCGGCCGUCGGCGAGGCCUGCGAUGGCCUGUGGCCUGGCUACGCGUACUGCGUUGGUGUCAGCGGAGGUAGUAGCAGUACUACCGCUGCCCCAACCACAACUACCAUGGCCCCUACGACAACGACGACGGCAGCGGCGCCGACGACGACUGCGACGGGCGUGACGCCGCCUGGUCCGACUCAAGAGGGCAUCGUGGCUGGGUGCACCAAGUACGUGUUGCAGCAGGAUGGCGUUUAUUGCUACGACAUGGCGCUCGCGGCGGGCAUUGAGCUGGACGAGCUGUACGAGUUGAAUCCGGCGUUGGGCGGGGAUUGCUCUGGGUUGUGGCCGGGGUAUGCUUAUUGCGUUGCUACGUGA
This is a messenger RNA of Lasiodiplodia theobromae, 996 nucleotides long. RefSeq names its product Carbohydrate-binding module family 50 protein. Bases 1 to 996 code for a protein of 331 amino acids. The record is from RefSeq and is a predicted model, not a curated record. Lineage: Eukaryota; Fungi; Ascomycota; Dothideomycetes; Botryosphaeriales; Botryosphaeriaceae. The transcript has 4 exons.